UUCCGCCGUCCCUCCCCUCCGCGGAACUACACCUCCCAGCGUGCCCUGCGCGGUUCCCAUGGUGACGGGGAGCUAGGCCCGGGCCCCGAGGAGCGAUGCCCAAGGCCAGUGAUACUUUAUGGGAUCUUGCUAUAGCUGAAGUGGAGAAGACAGAAAACCCUGAUGACAAUGCCAAGUGUGUGGAAGUUUGGGAAAAAUCACUAUUAUUUAUGGGCAACAAGAAUGGGGGAAAGACCACUAUUAUACUGCGGUGUCUUGAGAGGGAAGAGAUUCCAAAGCCAACAUUAGCCUUGGAAUAUACUUUUGGAAGAAGGGCAAGGAGACACAAUUCACCUAAGGAUAUAGCUCACUUUUGGGAACUAGGUGGUGGAACCUCAUUACUAGAACUGAUUCGAAUACCAAUCACUAGCAGCAACAUAAGCCUUUUUAAUAGGUCAUUUGCUGUAGUUCUUGUAUUGGAUUUGUCCAAACCUAACGAACUCUGGACUACUAUGGAGAAACUUCUGCAGGUCACCAGGAACCACGCGAACAAAAUUUUAAGCAAACUAGAAAAGACAAAUCCUGAAGUAGCUACUGAAAUUAAACAGAGGAUGUGGAACAAUCUGCAGAGGGAUCAUCCAGAUUAUGAAUUAGUUGACCCUUUUCCAAUACCCUUGGUGAUAAUUGGAAGCAAAUAUGAUAUUUUUCAUGAGUUUGACUCUGAAAUGAGGAAAAUAAUAAGCAAGACACUUCGGUUUGUUUCACAUUAUUAUGGAGCAUCAUUAGUGUUUACCAGCAAAUCUGAGGCUCUCCUGCUGAAAGCCCGUGUUCUUAUUAAUCACUUGGCAUUUGGCUAUGAUAAAAGCAAGUCUGUAUCAGUGGAUCACAACAAGCCUGUAUUUAUACCAUCAGGCCUGGAUUCGCUCAGCCAAAUAGGACCCCCACCCGCCUCCGAUAGUGAUAUUGGAAAGAUGCGUGCAAACACACCAUUGGAACUGUGGAAAAAAGUAUUUGAGAAAACAUUUCCUCCCAAGAGUUCCAGUGAUUUACAAGAUACCAAAGACCCUGCACAGGAUUUACAGUAUGCCGAGUAUGAAGUCGAUGUCAUGAGAGCUCAGAAAAACCAGGAACUUGAACAAUACAAAAGAAAUGCCUCUAAAUCCUGGAAGGAAAUGGAUUUUGACUCUGAUGAACUGCUAUAGGCGUCUUCAGUUUAACAUUCACAAAAUCAAUAAUUUUAACAUUAUGCUAGCAAAUUAAUAUGAUGCAGUUGAAAAUAUGCGAUCUGAAACUACAAAAUUAAUAUUUAUUAAGCACUCCUAUUGUUAUUUUUACUAAAGAGAGCUGAUUAUUCAUUCAGUCCAAAUUUAAGUAUAUCUUGGUACUGACACAGAGUUUUAAGAAGUGGGGAGAAGGGAAUUCUGGAUUGUUGAGAGAUGGGUUUGAAUAUGAAGACUGGCAUUAUUCAGUUCUACCUAUUUUAGAAGUUGGAACACAUUAUUUGGUUUAUUUUUGAAUGUUUCUGCCCUAAACACGUAUUUAAAUAUAAACAAGUUUUCACACCCAAAACAUGAAAGUGCAUAGUAAAGUGUGCUGGGCAUCUUUUCCUAGUUCUUUGCAUAUAUAAUUCAAAAGUAAAGCUUAAGAAUAUAUUUGCAUCAUUGUUUGAUGUAUUUGAAUAGGAUAGGUCCACAAAAACUGGCAGAAUAAAGGGGAAUUAAAAC
This is a messenger RNA of Grus americana (Whooping crane), 1703 nucleotides long. RefSeq names its product dynein cytoplasmic 2 light intermediate chain 1 (gene DYNC2LI1). The record is from RefSeq and is a predicted model, not a curated record. The transcript has 13 exons. Gene Ontology annotation, cellular component: axoneme; cytoplasmic dynein complex; ciliary basal body. Bases 96 to 1181 code for a protein of 361 amino acids. NCBI's taxonomy places the organism in Eukaryota, Metazoa, Chordata, Aves, Gruiformes, Gruidae. Gene Ontology annotation, biological process: intraciliary transport involved in cilium assembly; intraciliary retrograde transport. Gene Ontology annotation, molecular function: dynein heavy chain binding.